This is a messenger RNA of Rangifer tarandus platyrhynchus (Svalbard reindeer), 324 nucleotides long. NCBI's taxonomy places the organism in Eukaryota, Metazoa, Chordata, Mammalia, Artiodactyla, Cervidae. The record is from the annotation of a GenBank genome assembly.
AUGCACUUCAAAGGAAGCUGGGGGAUGGGGAGCGCAGGGAAGCGAGCGUUUGAGAAACGGAAAAGCGAAAAACCCCAAGUACACCGAUACCUUCCUGCCACCAUCUAUCAAGCCACGACCAAAGCAAAGCCCAAGCCCACCGAGACCCUCACGCCAGGGGAAAAAGUAUGGGGACCACAGCAGCCGCUCCUUCCUCUGCCCGUGCCCAGCCCCCGAGGCCCCUCAACACAGGGAGAAGGGAGAGGGCAGAGGGCAAUGGUGAAAAGCCUAAAACGCUCACUGGAUGUUUGCGUGGUGGAGCCAAAGCCGACAUUGGGGCUCUAG